Molecule: messenger RNA, 4161 nt
Organism: Scleropages formosus (Asian bonytongue)
Lineage: Eukaryota; Metazoa; Chordata; Actinopteri; Osteoglossiformes; Osteoglossidae
Product: guanine nucleotide exchange protein smcr8a-like
Exons: 2
Coding region: 550-3258 (902 amino acids)
Cellular component (GO): guanyl-nucleotide exchange factor complex
Molecular function (GO): GTPase activator activity
Source: RefSeq, a predicted model, not a curated record
AGUGAUGGGCUACACGGUACAUAUACAGUUUGCGGGAUUGUGUCUUGCACACAUUAUUUUUGUUGAGUAUUUUACCGCUUCCUCGUCAGCUCGAAAGAAAUCGUCACGUGGAUUUUGUUCCUUUCUUUAUUGAAAUUGGCAGCUGAGUUAGAUUCAGAUUGGUUCGGUUGGGAUUCGUGUAUCUGCACAUCACUGCUUUUGUCUGCCUAGUCUUUUUUUUCUGAAUGAAACCAGGACGAGACACUUGAUGCGGAGAAAUUCCGACGUGACCAGAUGAUGUGUGGUGUUUUGCUAGUAUUUGCAGUCGGUGUGGAGUUCUUUCCCUGGGAAGAUCUGAUUAUUUGUUUGCUUCUAAAAGUGUAAAUAUUGCUCCUGUGUCCUGUUAACUGCAUGGAAUAUGGACUCCCUGCAAGUUGUUAGUUUUCACAUUUUACAGUUUUUAUACAACAGGUAGAGUCACUGUGUGUGCAUGAAUUUCAAAAAAAAAAAAAACGUAAGGAAAUAAAGAACCGUUUUUCCCCUCCAUGUCACUUUUAAAAUAUUGCAAAUAUGAUUGGCUCACCUGACUUGGUGGCUUUUACCAAAGAUGAUGGCUUUGGGGAGGCUUUCGUUGACCCAUGGGUGUUGCCAGAGGAGUUCUCGGUGCCUCUCUGUACGCACGGAGGAAACGUGACUCCGUGGUCGGCGACAAACCUUGCUAAAUUCACUAAGGACUUCAUUCUUAUCUCGGAGUUUUCGGAGCAGGUUGGUCCACAGCCUCUCCUUACUAUUCCAGAUGAUCCAAGGGUUAUCGGUACCUUCGACCUCAACUAUUUCUCUCUUCGAAUCAUGUCUGUGGACUACCAGGCUUCUUUUGUUGGACAUCUUCCAGGCUGCAGCUACCCAAAGAUCAAUUUUGUGGAGGACUCCAAGGUUGUACUGGGCGAUUCCAAAGAAGGUGCAUUUGCGUACGUUCAUCAUCUCACCCUGUAUGAUUUGGAGGCUCGUGGCUUUGUAAGACCAUUCUGCAUGGCCUAUAUUUCGGCCGACGAGAGGAAGAUCAUGCAGCAGUUUCAACAGCUCUCCUUGCAGUUCUCCAAGGCUUCCGAGCUCCUGAAAGCUGGAAACCGCAAGGCCUUCGCCACUGAGCUGGAGAAGAAGCUGAAGGACCUGGAAUACACCAUGGCUGUGCUGCACAAGGAGGCAGAGCGGCACAAAAGGAACAACGGUUGCUAUUCUACUCAGGCAAUUGAAAAGGCCAACGAACUGGCAAACGCUGAGAAAUCAUUUCAUGAGCACAAGGAUCUUUUGAAACAGGUGAAGUCUUUUCCAAACAGAAAAAGCAAAGGUCCCGGGUUUUCAACAGACAGCUUGGAUGAACCUUCUGAUAUAGCAGAUGUGGACCACAAUCCCAUACCCACAGAAUUCAACCUUGAUGGUGAGACAGAGGAUGGCAACAGCAGCCAUGGCCUCUCUUACACCCCUCAGCUCAUUAAAGCCAAGUCUGCAAAAUGUUUUGAUAAGCGCUUGAAGACGCUUGAUGAACUCUGUGACGUGUACUUCUUCCAUCAGACCAUGGACCAGCUACAUGCGAUUGAGAAUAUUUUCAGGGGGGACUUAAGCUAUAUAUAUACCAGCCAGAUUGAGCAGGUGCUGCUCAAAAAACAGAAAAUCACCAACUUCCUCUUUGAAGAGGUUACAGACUGGGAUGAAGAGGAAGCAGUUAAGCAAAUCUGUGGUGGGACUCACAUCUCUGAAAGCAGUCUCCCCUGCUCCAUUCUUUCAGGUGAACCAGGGAUCCAGGAGACUUUCAUUUCCUGUGAGGAAACCUUGCACAUUAAAAUUGAACCUGAAACUGGUGAGGAAGAGAUUCCCGAAACUGAAUGCAGAGAGUCAAGCCCCUGUGACACCACCCAGGAAAAUUCUGAUGAAAGUACUUACACUGAAAUUAAAGAUAAUCUAAGUAGUGGGGAGAGUGUUGAAGUAAAUGAAGCAGAAGGCCAUCAUACAUUUCAGGAACCCACAGUGAAUUCAGAAAGCUUUUCAAGUGCGUCUAACACGAAGGACUUGAGAGAAGGCACAGGACCCAUGGAGCACAGUAUGGCCACUGACAAUGCAACAUCCUUUCCAAAUGCCAGCGACGAAGAUGAUGGAUCAGUAGAAACCUGUGAAGAUGUGGUUCACGCACAGGUAUUGCCCACGAUCGGUCAAAAAGCGGACGUACAUCAUAGGAGUGUUCACGAAGCAUCACCAGUCAUCCAGCAAGACACUGCUUCUUGUGGGCAGCAGGAGGACAUGACGGAUGAGGCUGUUCCUCAAGCAUCACCAAGAAGCUCCACAUUCUUCUUCCACCGUGACUCCAAGCAACCUCUUGACCUUGUCCCUGAGGACAGGACUUUCUCUAGAGAGCCAGAUGCCAGCCUUCUGCUCAGAGACCUGGACCUUGAUGGGUCAACCAGGAAAAACCUGGAUGAUACUUCAGAUAACAUCAGCUGCGUGAGCACCUCCACAACCUCCGAAAGGGAGAUGUCUCCCUUCCCCCGAGACAGCCCUGUCACCGUGAAGCAAAAGAGAAGAGCAGGCCAGAGCGCCCUUAAGUUCAUCAGGCAGUACCCCUUUGCUCAGCAGGCCAUCUACAGCCUCCUGAGGGGGAGGACACUCGUGGUCCUGGGUGUCGAUGAGGGGACGGUGAGGAAGCUGGUGAAUGCCCUCACCAUAUUUGUGCCCAAUCUUGGCAAGUAUGGUGAGCGAGUGCACCCUUGGCUCUCCUGUUCUUUCCAGCUAGCCGACCUGCAUAACUGGAAGCUUGUUGGCCUCCACAGGAUGGCGUCACCUACUGGUUCCGGCAUGCUCCACUCCCUGAACCGCUACAGCCGCUACAUCAGUAUCCUGGACACAGAUAACAAGACGCUGAGAUGUCCGCUUUACCGCGGGUCUGUAGUUACCCACAUGGCGGACCACCGGACUCAGAUCAAGCGAGGGGGUACCUACUACAUGCAUGUGCAGAGCAUGCUCACAGAGCUGACCUCCAAGGCCUUCCUGUACACCUUCUGCCACCAUCUGCACCUGCCCAUCAGUCCCACAGAAGGCCUCGAUGCUGUGGCUUUGCGUCGGAGAGACUUUCUGCACCACCAGUGGGGAUACAGCGAGGAGGACUGCAGGAUAGUGGAGUUCCUCUCAGAACUAAUUAAAAACGCUUACCUUCAGCGGCCCGACCAGCAGACCUGCCCACCUGUGUUCUGCUUCAAUUUUAUUUCCAGCCUCCUGUACAAGAUCUAGGCCCAGCUGUGGACAUCACACGAGGGACUUGUAUUUGUCACCUUAGGCUUAUAAUGCCACUGCACCCCAGUUGAAGAGCAGGACAAUGCAAUCAGGUCAAUUUUUUUUCUAUUUAUGUUCAUGUUUGUUCCAUGUUCUGUUGUACAAUGUGAUGCAUAUGAAAGUCUUUUCAUAAAAAUGCCUUCAGGGUCAUGGUUUUGGAUCUCCUUCCAGCAUAACUAUAUGCAAUGAGCAAGCCAUAUCUUUAAAGAAACACUGCACUAGUGGAACAAAUGUUCUUUCGGUUAAGAUGAGAAGGUACAGAGCUGAUGUACCUUCUCCAACCACUGCUGUUGAACAAGUUUUGUUUCUGUUAGGUGAUCAAAAUAAAUAUUAAACUUAUGGAAGAGCAGAGCCCAUGGCUUGUACCUUGUGCCAUGUAAACAGUAAGCACAACAAAUAUCCUUCACCUAAGUUAAAAGUUAUACAGUGACUGUCUAUAAAUCCUUGAUGACCAUGUGACACCACAGCUUCGGCAGACCAAUGUGAAACCUUAGUGAAAAUUGACUACUUACUCUCUCAUAAGUUGUAUCAGACACUAAUUUGAAAAGUUCCUUCACACCAUUUAAGUCAAAAACUCUCUGAAAACUGAACUGUAAACACCUCAAGUGUUACGUUGCAUGUUUUUAACUGGAAGGUUUUGGUCACAGCAACUCUUCCCAAAACAGCAAGUGUUAAUGAAGGGCUUCCUUAAUGUUUCAACAUUUUACUAUUUAUAACCAGUUAUAGGUCCACAAACAAUGCUUUAUUAUUCCAUUAUUUUCUUAGAACUGCAAUAACUUCUGACUAAUACAAGAGGUGCAGCAUUCAUGGUCUUUUGAAAUAUUUAAAAAAAAAAAAAAAAAAAAAGUAAACCUGAAAAGG